GUCGCGUCUUAACAGCUGACCAGGCGUCGCCUCUGUUUGACACUCGCGGUUCUAAAUGGCUCCCGGUAAAGCGUAUUGAGUGUGCACCCUCAACACAACCCACCCAAGGAGCGCCCGCCUCGCGACACAAUGUCUGAAAAUGAGUCUCCUUCCUCCACCGGUUUUCACCCUUUAAAUAUUGGUGUCCGGAUCGCAACGACAUCACUUCUGACCUCCCUCAGCAUCUCGCCAAGAAGGACCAGAGAACCUCGACUGGAAGGAUAUUUUUUAAAUCUACCUUUGGAGUCAAGGAGCAAAUUAUUUAAAAGAUGGGAAAGUUCCUGUUUGUUGUCGCCGCUGUUCUGGCCUCUUUCAUCGCUGCUGAAUCCCUGGUUUGCAACAAAUGCGGCUUCAGCGUGUUGGGGGUGUGCUUGAACUCAGGCGAAGUCACCUGCAGCACCAACACGAGCGUCUGCUUCACCGGAAAAGCAGUUUUCCCAUCCCUCACAUCCUUCUCAGGGUUCAACAACCAGGGCUGCCAGGACACCGCCAAAGGCUGCAACGCCACCACCUCGGCCUCCCUGCUGGGCGUCACCUACAACACCACAAUUUCCUGCUGCAGCUCAGAGAAGUGCAACCCCGUCACCAUCACCUCCGGAGCUCCAUCCACCAAGAUGGCCUUCACCGCUGCUGCCACUGUUGCCCUCCUGGCCUCCGUGUUCAGCAUGCACUGAUAUCUCCCAGCCUCUUCUGAGACUCUUAUUGUGUAUUUCUAAUAAUUCCAAACUAAAGUUGUGCAAUUAGGAAGGAGAAGUUCACACCAACUCAUGUUCAGCCACAACUCAGAGGUUGGCAUCGUGGAAGUUUAUCAAUGGGAUGUUUCAGGGAAACAUUGAGCCUGUAAAUGUACUGCGAUGUUUUUUUUUUAGGUUUAAUUGCUAUUAUUAUUAUUUUGGAAUCACAGAUGUUGUCAUCAUCAAGUAAUAUAUAUAUGAAUAAAUGUCAUCUCAGAAAAAAACAA
Oryzias latipes (Japanese medaka) is the source of this 1000-nucleotide messenger RNA. RefSeq lists its product as uncharacterized. NCBI's taxonomy places the organism in Eukaryota, Metazoa, Chordata, Actinopteri, Beloniformes, Adrianichthyidae. The record is from RefSeq and is a predicted model, not a curated record.